Messenger RNA from Metopolophium dirhodum (rose-grain aphid), 776 nucleotides. RefSeq names its product transformer-2 sex-determining protein-like. Gene Ontology annotation, cellular component: spliceosomal complex. The transcript is spliced from 7 exons. Bases 1 to 711 code for a protein of 236 amino acids. Gene Ontology annotation, molecular function: RNA binding. Lineage: Eukaryota; Metazoa; Arthropoda; Insecta; Hemiptera; Aphididae. Gene Ontology annotation, biological process: positive regulation of mRNA splicing, via spliceosome. The record is from RefSeq and is a predicted model, not a curated record.
AUGAAAAUCAUCGAGGACAGCAAUGAUAGUUUUAAACACCAUUCAAUCACUUCAAGUCCUAACCGCCGUGGCAAGUCACCGAGCGAUCACAAGUUUUACAAUCGGUCACCAUUCAAUUACUUUAAGACAAGAUCCAGAUUGCUGUAUCCAUCGUCCAGCCGCAGUGAAAGAAAGUACAACAGCCGCUUGAGGUCAAAUUCGUAUUCGGGUGACCGUCAUCGCAGUUAUCGCAGCCACUCACAAGAUAGCUCCACGAAAAGCAGUAGACAUGACGGAAGGUCUAGAAGUCUGAAUAUAUUUGGCCUAAAUUAUAGAACUAAAACACAUCAGUUAUUCAACGUAUUCAAAAAAUACGGUUCCAUCGACAGAAUCAAUGUUGUUGUUGAUGAGACUGGAAAGUCCCGAGGUUUUGGUUUUGCUGUUUUCAAAUCUUACAAAGAUUCAGAGGAAGCUUUAAAAAAAUGCUCAGGCAUGGAAAUUGAUGGCAAAAAAAUUCUAGUAGAGUUUUCAACUUUGCGACGUUCUCCAACACCUAUACCUGGCAUUUCUAUGGACGAUUUAGACAUUACUGCAACUUGGAGAAGAGCUUAUGAAGAAAGAUAUCAUAAAGAUAGAAAGAACUACCGCAGAAAUCGCAAUUCAUCUACAUACAAAAAAAAGUCACAUAAAGACAGGUCACGUUCACAUUCUUGGCCACUACAUUGGGCGUAAUAAAACAUCAAUGAGCUGGAAUGUCAUCAACACGUCAUGAAUAUUUUGUGAAGACAUUUAAUAUA